Gadus morhua (Atlantic cod) is the source of this 1505-nucleotide messenger RNA. It is a transcript of the gene myg1, whose product is annotated as myg1 exonuclease. NCBI's taxonomy places the organism in Eukaryota, Metazoa, Chordata, Actinopteri, Gadiformes, Gadidae. The transcript has 7 exons. The record is from RefSeq and is a predicted model, not a curated record. Bases 65 to 1255 code for a protein of 396 amino acids. Gene Ontology annotation, cellular component: cytoplasm; nucleus.
GGUACCUACAUCCGGUCCGACCGAUAAUACGUCCCCGCUUUGGUCGCAUGACUUUUCGCUUUCCAUGCAUGCAUUUAUGAUAGCAGUUCAUCUCACCAGAUUUAAGGCUGUAAUAAAUCUCAGUAAAUGCACAACGCUUAUUCCUCUUUCAAAAGUAAAUGUUAAUAUUUUUUACUCUGUAGACAACACUCGUACAAGAACGAAGUACAUGUCAAGUCAAGCCAAGCGUCUUUGCACCGACAGCAUGUCUUUUAAAAAGAUUGGCACUCACAAUGGAACUUUCCACUGUGAUGAAGUACUUGCCUGUUUCAUUCUUCGUCAGCUUCCUGAAUAUAAGGAUGCAGAGAUCAUUCGGACCAGGGACCCCGCGGAGCUGGCAAAGUGUGACAUAGUUGUGGACGUAGGAGGAGAGUUCGACCCAAAGAAGCAUCUCUAUGACCAUCAUCAGAGGACGUUUGGCGAGAGCUUCCACAGCCUGUGUGCGGAGAAGCCCUGGGUGACCAAGCUGAGCUCCGCCGGCCUGGUCUACGUCCACUUCGGCAGGCGGCUCCUGGCCCAGCUCACCGGGCUGGGGGAGGGCGACCGGCAGCUGGAGGUGCUCUUUGAGAAGCUGUACGAGAGCUUUGUGGAGGAGGUGGACGGAGUGGACAACGGUAUCUCCCAGUGCGACGGCGAGGUGCGCUACGCCGUCGGCAGCACGCUCAGCUCCCGCGUGGGACACCUCAACCCACGCUGGAACAGCAAGAGCCAGGACACAGAGGAGGGAUUCAAGAAGGCCAUGAAGCUCGUAGGUGGGGAGUUGCUGGAUCGUCUGGACUUCUACCAGAACUCCUGGCUGCCAGCUCGUGUAGUGGUGGAGGAGGCCAUUAAGGAGCGCCAUCAGGCGGACCCCAGCGGGGAGGUGGUGAUCCUAUCCCAAGGGGGGUGUCCCUGGAAGGAGCACCUCUUCGCCCUGGAGGAAGAGCUGAAGGUGGACACCCCCAUCAAGUUCCUCCUGUACCCCGACCAGAACGGACAGUGGCGGGUCCAGUGUGUCCCGGCUGGCCUCAGCACCUUCAAGAACAGGCUCUCUCUGCUGGAGGAGUGGCGCGGCAUCCGGGACCAGGCGCUCUCGGACCUCAGUGGGAUCGAGGGCUGCAUCUUCGUCCAUGCCAGCGGCUUCAUCGGCGGGAACAAGACCAAGGAGGGGGCCCUGGAGAUGGCCCGUAGGACCAUGCAGGCCAGCGCCCUCGCACCCACCAAUGGUAGCACUUGAGUCCCUCACAAAUCACAGUCAGCGGAGGGCUUUGCAGUCAACUGAGGGUCGCUGAGUGACUGAGUGAGUGGGGCAUAUUCUAGCCAUGACUAAUGAUACAUUUAUUCGUUUCGUUUAUUUUUGUUUUUUAUGUUCAGGAAAUUAAAUGUAAAAUUUGUCAUCCUAUUACAUUGGACUGAAGUGUCGAACAUACUUUGCCUCUACUUGCUUGUUCUUUUUGAAUAAUAAAAAACAUUUUCUAUAGAAAAUU